Morchella sextelata is the source of this 1626-nucleotide messenger RNA. RefSeq lists its product as uncharacterized. The transcript is spliced from 6 exons. Bases 1 to 1626 code for a protein of 541 amino acids. Lineage: Eukaryota; Fungi; Ascomycota; Pezizomycetes; Pezizales; Morchellaceae. The record is from RefSeq and is a predicted model, not a curated record.
AUGAUAGCUACCCCAGGAGGAUAUUUUCUAGAAACCGUGGCUGAAACCUCCGAGGCCACGGACGAACGUAUGAUAACGUCAGACGGUGAAAGGGCAGGAAGCCGAAACCCCCUACUCCAGGGAGGACCCUCUACACAAACUAGGCGAACGAGUAAACGCCCUACUCAAGGCCAGUUUACGAGGCAACUACAGGGGUUUUUGGAUCUCCAUGCUGCACAGAUGAGGUAUCUUAAUUCUGGAGGACAAGAACAAGUACGGGAAAGUGAGCAGGCCCUAGACAGUAAGGCACGAAAGGAAGCCAUUGCAGCGAGACAACACCUCGAAAUGCUCUUUGAGCUUAUCGCCAGUGUCCGACAAGAACAAGAAGUUACGCGAGCUGCGGACCAUCAGGUUCUGGAACGCAGCCAUCAGGGUACCCAGAACCAGCUGAAGGAGGCGGAACGACAGCUAAAGAAAAUAAGGGAGGAACGCGAGCAAGAGACAAGGGAGCAACGAGAGCUAUGGAGGAGCAGGAAGCAACCAGAAGGAGCUGUCCCAGUGGGAGGGAAUGGCGGAAAGCAACCUCCCCGGAAUCCAUCAAAGGGAAACCUUGGAGGAGACCCAGAACCUUCCGACGACGAUGACGAUGACAAUAGUGAAUGGUCGCACGGCAGGAAGAACAGGAGAGUGAAUAAGGGCGGUGUCCGGAAUCUGGCGCCACCUGGGGAUGAAGAUAUGGUAGAUUCGCUUGCUAAAAUUCCCUUUGAGUUUCACAAUACCCGGAAACACAACCUGCGGCAUUGGCUCAUGGAGUGCGAAAUCUAUUUCGAACAGAAGCCGAAAAAGUUCCGUACGGAUAGGAACAAAGUACUGUUCGCAGGAACGUAUACGAGUGGGUUGGCAAAGGAAUGGUUCAUGGAAUACAUCGAAACCAAAAUGUUGGGCCCGGUAGCGGCAGACUACGCCACUUGGGCUCGGUUCCGUCAGGAGGUCAUGAAACGCUUCCUAAGCACUCAGGAAGCCAUGGAGAACGCAGUGAAGAUGCAGCAGUUUAAGUACUCUGCCAACAUCGGGCAUCCUACCGCGCCCUUUGCUCCAAGUGCUACCGAACGAAAUCCAGGAGCGCCACUUACGGCUCACGAGUCUUACCAGGAGCAAAUGAAUAUGUUGGCGAAGGCGGAGUCGAAAGGAAAAGAGUCGAAUAAUGAUGGGAGCUCGCGGCAGAAGGAUAAGGGGUUUAAGAUCAAAGGGAGGGCUCAAAGUGAGGAGAAAGAAAAAGGACGAGCAAAGAAGAACACCAGCACGGACAAGUUGGGGAAUAAGCCAGUAUUCCACGAAUAUGACGAAGCCACCAAAGGAGGUCAUCUCUGGAAAUGGUGUCGCUCGGAUGCUAACAGUAGUGUAUCCAUCUCCUCCUUCUCCCGAAAGCGUACCCGCGAUGACGACGGUGACGACGAUAUGGAGCCAGCGGAACCCCAACCUCAGAGAAAGCGAAUGCGGCACCGUGCAAGGAAGCCGGCUGCUGCGGAGUACACCAGUGGACAAGCGUUUGUGCGAGAACACAGGUCGGAAUCUGAAAUGGAUUUCGAUAUGGGUUUUCAGAAGGGGACUAGUAUAACGGAGCCAUUUCAACUGUCUGGUGUAUGA